UGUUUUGACUGAUAAUUAAGUGUGAGAGGUAGGACAGGGACGUCAUUACUCAGGUCUAAGUAUUAAGAUUACAUUGGAGUAAUUUUAUUGUUAGCCACUGGUAGUGCUAGCCUCACAUGCUCGUAAAUCAGAGCACACAAAAGAGGCGGCUCAACAAGACUUUUCAGACAAAUACAGUGCUAAUCAGACUCCGAAAUAAUCAAUCUGUCGACUAUCGCACUGAAUUUAUUUUAUUUUAAAUCACGAAACAAAGCUAAAAUACAUGGUCCUUCGUCUGCCCAUUGAUCGCUGUAAAGCGGGGAGUCUGAUGUCCCUGUCUGAAAAUCCAUGAUGACGGAGAGUCUUAGAACGACGGGAACAGGUGAUUUCCAUUGGACACGGAGUGAUAACUCCUUCUGUUUUAAUUUUCUCCCUGAAGACAUGGCCUCCCACCCGCCAGAGGGGACGGUGAUUAAUGAAGGAAACGACUGUGGACAGAAUGGAGAGAAUUUAGGAUCUGACUCAGGUUUCACCUUCAACUUCCACAUCCCAGCUGUGACACUGGAGGGCAAAGAGGGAGAAUCCAGUGCGUCACAGACCGGGGCAGAGGAGACCGGAAGUCGGGAGGAGGGAGAAGCAGAAGGAGAAGCAGGGAUGUCACAGUCAGGAUCUCCGCAGCUGCCGCAGACCUCCACAUCUGAAAAGAAGAAGAAAAAGAAGAAGAAGAAAGGAGCAGGUGGAGGAGAGGAUGGACAGCAGAAUCAAAAAAUGAAAACUGCAGAAAUGCCCAGAGAGGAGAGCGUAGAACUGACUCCAGAACAGCAGCUGGGCAGAGAAAUUGACUGGUGUAUUGAACAGCUGGAACUGGGUUUGAGGACCCACAAAUCCACCCCCAAACAGAAAGAGGAGGCUGUGUGUGCCUUGCGGUCCUUGCGUAACCCCAAAGCUCCUCUGGUGAAGAAGAGACAGUUAAUGAGAGCCUUGUCUGGAGACUACAGGAAGAAAAUGGAAGAGGAGAAAGAGAAACAGUUCAGACUGAUUCAGUCAGCAAUGACCUCUGCUCGGGUCAGUGCCGUUCCAAAACCAACUGGGAAAGGUGUCUUCCAUCGCAGAGCGGAGCUGAAAACACACACCACAGCCAAACCCCAGGACACACACACAUCACAGGGGACAGCAGCACAUGCAUGCGUCCCCGACAGACAAAACCAAGACUCUGAGCAAUUCGUUUUUGCCCCUGCACAAGAGGAGUUCCGCUUCAAUUUCCUGUGAUUUGUCAUGAAAGUGAGUGUUUGUGUGUGAUGUUAAACUGUGUCUUAAGCACAGAGUGGAUCAUGCAAGUUUUUUAUGAAAAGACCAGAAGACUGUAUUCAC
Messenger RNA from Chanos chanos (milkfish), 1350 nucleotides. RefSeq names its product chromosome 3 C8orf33 homolog (gene c3h8orf33). The transcript is spliced from 5 exons. Lineage: Eukaryota; Metazoa; Chordata; Actinopteri; Gonorynchiformes; Chanidae. The record is from RefSeq and is a predicted model, not a curated record. The coding region runs from base 328 to 1248 and encodes 306 amino acids.